AUGUCAUAUCCGCAAACUUCAAAUCAAAAUCAAAAUAAGUCCAUGUUCCACGCCACAUUUCUUGAUGGCUUUCGUGGUUUGGCAGCUUUAAGCGUUCUUUGGGCUCAUAGCCAGGCCAUGUAUCCACGUUUGGAUUUUAACACAUUCGAUUAUAUGGGAUUUUAUGGUGUAAUCAUGUUCUUUGUACUUUCCGCUUUUUUACUUACUUUUCGGUCGCUUUUGGAAUGGGAAAAGUAUCAUGAAAAAAGAGAAGAAGAACAAAAGACUGAUUCAAUUGUUGUAAAUAAUGAUCAUUUAGAAAGUUGCGUGGACCUUGAAACAAACUUAUCAAACAUUCCACUCUUGUCAUCGACGAAUUCUGAUAACAUUUUUGCCCGUUUUGGUGCUUUCCUUACAAACCAUUACUUUAAGAAACCUGCAAUUGGUGCUUGGAUAUGUCGAAUAAUUGCUAAUGUUAUUAUUGUGACUAUACGAACUAAAUUAUUAAUUGCAAGCAGUGAAAGGGACGACGGUUUUUAUAGUAACAGUUUUGUGAGCAAAAUUCAUAUCUUUUUGACUGGAUCAAUAUGUGCAAUUUGGUAUAGAGAAAUAAUUCGCCUUGGAUUGUUGCCAUUGAGAUUAGAAGAAGAAAAGAAUAUUUUGGCUGAAAAUUUAAAUAAUUUUAAUAUACCUACGCUUAUAAAACCGAGUUUUGUUCAAUUAAUUAUUAGCAAAUUACCGAGUAGACAUCAGUUUGCAAGAUGGUUUUUUGAUCUUGGAUGUUAUUUCUUCGCUUUCAUUAAGCUUUGUACAUUGCCUCAUCCAGCUGAAAUAGUUUUUGGUUUACCUCGUUCUUAUGAUAUGUUUUUAGAAAGAAAAAAACUUGGUGGCUUGCUCGAUGCAAUAUUAAUUCUUUUUGGGCUCCUCUCACGAAAUGGCUCUUUUGCAAAGGCACUUUCUUGUGACUUUUUACGUUUGUGUGGACAAAUUUCAUUUAGUAUUUAUUUAUUACAUCCACUUGGAAUGAAAUUGGUGAAUGAAUGUGUGCCCUCAAUUGGAUACCAUGCAGCAAAUCAAGAAUCAGACGCAAUUGAUAAGGGUAAUGCGAUAUUGGAUGCG
Molecule: messenger RNA, 1098 nt
Organism: Racocetra persica
Lineage: Eukaryota; Fungi; Glomeromycota; Glomeromycetes; Diversisporales; Gigasporaceae
Source: the annotation of a GenBank genome assembly